AUGAAGCUACUCGUGGUCACAGCUUUGUUAGCUCAGGUUCUAAUCCCAUCUGUGCUGGCGCGUGAUUAUCGUUAUUGCGAAGGCAAUAAAUAUAACCUCCCGUCGGGGUUGUCUUGUAGAGAGCAGGAUCCAACAUGGACUUCAUUCUGUAACAGUGCACGAAAGAACAGGACGCGAUCCGGAACAUCUAUCGAGGAAAAUGUUCCGAACCGUGGACUGAAGCGAACGGUGGCGAAACAGCAACUCACUGGUGCGACUCCAGCAAUCGUAUUGAAGCUCUCUGUUGCUCGCCAUAGUUCAAGGACAAAAAGUCCACAUCCUCUACGCCGCAAUAAAUGA
Messenger RNA from Plenodomus lingam JN3, 339 nucleotides. Lineage: Eukaryota; Fungi; Ascomycota; Dothideomycetes; Pleosporales; Leptosphaeriaceae. The record is from RefSeq and is a predicted model, not a curated record.